AUGGAAUACCAAUCCGGCGGUCGUGGAUGCUUCAACUGUGGCGAAUCCUCUCAUCAGGCACGAGAUUGUCCCAAGAAGGGAACUCCCACUUGUUACAACUGCGGUGGACAGGGACACGUCAGUCGUGAGUGCACCCAAGCUCCCAAGGAGAAGUCAUGCUACCGGUGUGGUAUGACCGGCCAUAUCUCUCGUGAAUGCCCAACCAGCGGAUCUGGUGACAACAACAACUACUCCGGCGGUUACUCUGGCGGCUCUGGUGGUCAGGAAUGCUACAAGUGCGGCCAGGUCGGUCACAUUGCCCGCAACUGCAGCCAGCAGGGCGGUUCCGGAUAUGGCAGCGGUGGCUACGGUAACAGUGGUAGCGGUUCUUACGGCGGCGGCGGCGGCUACGGUGGCCGUUCGCAGACUUGCUACUCCUGCGGUGGAUACGGCCACAUGGCCCGUGACUGCGGUGAAGUUGGCCAUGUCUCAAGAGACUGCCCGACCGAGGCCAAGGGUGAACGUGUCUGCUACAAGUGCAAGCAGGCCGGCCACGUCCAGGCCGCUUGCCCCAACUAA
Microsporum canis CBS 113480 is the source of this 558-nucleotide messenger RNA. RefSeq names its product zinc knuckle domain-containing protein. Lineage: Eukaryota; Fungi; Ascomycota; Eurotiomycetes; Onygenales; Arthrodermataceae. The record is from RefSeq and is a predicted model, not a curated record. The transcript has 7 exons. Gene Ontology annotation, cellular component: cytoplasm. Gene Ontology annotation, biological process: positive regulation of cytoplasmic translation. The coding region runs from base 1 to 558 and encodes 185 amino acids. Gene Ontology annotation, molecular function: mRNA binding; single-stranded RNA binding; zinc ion binding.